This is a messenger RNA of Priapulus caudatus, 1172 nucleotides long. RefSeq names its product MORN repeat-containing protein 2-like. NCBI's taxonomy places the organism in Eukaryota, Metazoa, Priapulida, Priapulimorpha, Priapulimorphida, Priapulidae. The record is from RefSeq and is a predicted model, not a curated record. The transcript is spliced from 5 exons. The coding region runs from base 50 to 472 and encodes 140 amino acids.
GCCAUCGUCACGUGUGGUGAGCGUUCAUAGUAACACGUUUUCAAGUUUCAUGGAUAGCAGCACUGUCAACCAGAGUAGUCAUACAGUUGGAAUUUUCAUUUUUCCAAAUGGUGAUAAAUAUGAGGGUGAAUAUGUUAUCCUAGAUGGAGGUGUGAUAGAGAGACAAGGUUAUGGAAAGCAUACUUGUGCUUCCACUGGCAUCUGCUAUGAAGGUACAUGGCUCAAUGAUAUGCUCAAUGGGGAAGGAAGUUAUACACAUAAAUUGGGAGCAAUUUACGAAGGCCAUUUCAAGAAUAACAAGUUCCACGGUGCAGGAAAGUAUAGCUGGCCUGAUGGAAUGAGCUGUGUUGGCCAGUUUGUUGAAAACAGGUUACAAGGCAAGGGGCAGUUUUAUGACCAGGAGGGACACUCUUGGGUUGGAACAUUCCGGGGCAAGGUGGCUGCAGGACUACAGCUGCAUCUGCAAGUAUGACGAUUUUCCAAAAUAUUCUAAUUUAACUCCUUAAAUGCUCACCCGUUUUACAGUUGUCACUAUCAAUUUAUUACAUGUCACUUGCAUAUUAUCAAAACAAUAAAACCCAUAUACUGAUUUUUAUGAUGUAAAGCAUGUAUCAUUCAUGAUGAAAAUUGAAAAUUAGCACUCAAUGUUUUACUGCACUGCUUAAGUACUGCUCCAUGUUACUGAUAAAGACAAGCUGGUAAGAUGCAAGAUUAGACGUAUGAAAUAACUAAUUACUAAUUCCACAUCAUGGCAACAUGAUACCGCACAUCCAUUAAAAAAUCUAAUUAUAUUAACCAGGGUUCAUGACAAAACACAUUCAACGUUCAAAUUUGUAGAAAUCAGAUUUCAAGCGUGAUCAUGAAAAAUAUAACAACUUAACUAUAAGGAGAUGCUAUUACCAUGUUUUUAAUACAAAAUGCACAAAUAAAUGCAAUGACAUACAAAACAUAUGAUUUAUAAGGGUCAAACUAUUUCUACAUAUGUACUUAGGACGAUCAUACAAAUUACUUCACUAUUGUGUCUGUCUACAGAAGGAAAACAUACAUACACAUAAAACCAACUUGACAGAAUAUAUAGUUUGCUACUUGAUAUGGUUGAUAAGUUGUGAUGAAACAUUUAAACACACAGGCACUCAGAGUACAUGGAAACUGUCUCAUACCCAUGCAAUAAA